This is a messenger RNA of Auanema sp. JU1783, 771 nucleotides long. Lineage: Eukaryota; Metazoa; Nematoda; Chromadorea; Rhabditida; Rhabditidae. The record is from the annotation of a GenBank genome assembly.
AUGGAUAUUAUCCUCAUUUCGUCUUACUUAUUCUACAUGAUACCAUGUUCUUAUGCUGAAACUCAUAUUUUCCCCGGAGGUAAGUAUGGAGUUAUCGGACAGCUCGCAAUCUUCUGUCAUGUUUGGUCAUGGAUCUCCGUAACAAUUCUCAAUAUAUUCAUGGCGAUCAAUAGAUUCAUUGUCUUCUGCUGCCCACACUACGAUAUAUUCUCAUAUAGGAACACGGGGAUUAUAACAGUCUUAAUAAUUGUAAUAAGCUCCAUAUUGGCGGCAGUAGCACAGUACGUUCUCCCCUGUUGCACCAUGAUCUUCAACAUACAUUUUAUCGCUCAUGCCUAUGUGACGAUUCCAGAUAUAAGUAAUUAUUCAAAUUACUUAGUAGAGUCUCCACUUAACGUGAUGUCAUCUUGCGUAGCUGCCAUAUGUUAUACAUCCAUAUUCUUUCAUCUGCAGAGAGCUUCCCGACUAACUUCUGAUGAAAAUGGUAGUAAACAGAGUAGAGAUAUACGUUUGGCUGUCCAGUUUUUUGCCAUUUCUCUCUUUCAUUUCAUCGAAUGGACUUCCUUCAGACUUCUGCCUUUUUUCAUCAAUAUGAAUGCUCAUGUGUUCAAUCCACUCUACUUGAUAGUUGGACUCAGUAUCACAGCUAAUGCUACAAUGAACAGCCUCAUUUAUAUUAUAUUCAACAAAGAAAUAAAAAAUCAAAUGAGAAUCAUGUACUGCCGAAAUGAACGACAACAAACUGUUACAGUAACUCCAUUGUCAAAAUAG